Molecule: messenger RNA, 2973 nt
Organism: Microthlaspi erraticum
Lineage: Eukaryota; Viridiplantae; Streptophyta; Magnoliopsida; Brassicales; Brassicaceae
Source: the annotation of a GenBank genome assembly
AUGAUCACCAUUACUACUUCUCUCUUCUUGUUCAUCUCUCUACUACUUGCUUUUUCUUCUUCACUCCAAGUUUAUUCCAAUGGAGACGCAGAGAUAUUGAUUCGGGUAAAAAAGACCCGUCUUUUUGACCCGGAUGAAAACUUAAGCGAUUGGGUCAUUAACGGUGACAAACGGAGUCCGUGCAAUUGGUCGGGAAUUAAAUGCCACAUAAAAAACGCUAGCUCCGUCGCCGUCACGGCCAUUGAUCUCUCUGGCUAUGGAAUCUCCGGUGAGUUUCCUUACGGAUUCUGUCGUAUUCGCACGCUCGUCAACAUCACUCUUACUCAAAACAAUCUCAACGGUACGAUUAAUCCUGUAUCUCUCUCCCUCUGCUCUCGCAUCCAUGUUUUGAUCCUCAAUGAAAACAACUUCACCGGGAAACUACCGGAGUUCUCGUCGGAGUUUCGUCACUUGCGCGUCCUCGAGAUGGAGUCGAAUCUGUUUUCCGGCGAGAUUCCGGAGAGUUACGGGAGAUUUCCUGCUUUGCAAGUUCUGAACCUUAAUGGCAACUCGCUCGGUGGAAUCGUUCCGGCGUUUCUGGGUAAUUUGACUGAGUUGACUCGUCUUGAUCUCGCUUACGUUACUUUUGAGCCUGGUCCGAUUCCAUCGACGAUUGGGAAUUUGACGAAGCUGAGAUAUCUACGGAUAACCAACUCGGGACUCGUCGGAGAAAUCCCGGAUUCGAUUUGGAAUCUGGUUUCGCUGAAGAAUCUCGAUUUGGCUACGAAUGGUCUCACCGGAGAAAUACAGGACAGUAUCGGACGACUCAGAUCGAUUUAUCAGAUUGAGCUUUUCGAUAAUCAGCUGUCGGGGAAAUUGCCGGAGAGUAUCGGAAAUUUAACUCGUUUGAGGAAUUUUGAUGUCUCGCAGAAUAGUCUCACCGGAGAAUUGCCGGAGAAGAUUGCUGCUCUGCAAUUCAUCUCUUUCAAUCUCAACGACAACUUCUUCACCGGAGAAUUACCAGACAUCAUAGCUGAGAAUCCUAAUCUCGUCGAAUUCAAGAUCUUCAACAACAGUUUCACUGGGAAAUUACCUCGGAAUUUCGGGAAAUUAUCCAGAAUAUCUGAAUUCGACAUCUCCACGAACAAAUUCUCCGGCGAAUUUCCGCCGGAUCUUUGCUACAGGAAAAAACUUGAGAGGAUAAUCACCUUCGAUAAUCAAUUAAGCGGAGAAAUUCCAGAAUCUUACGGCGACUGUCAUUCGCUUAACUACAUCCGAAUGGCGGGCAACAAUCUCUCCGGCGAAGUUCCGGUCAGGUUUUGGGAACUUCCUCUUUCUCGUCUCGAGCUAUCCAACAAUCAGUUACAAGGUUCGAUUCCGCCGUCUAUAUCCAAUGCUCGUCAUCUAAGUCAGCUCGAAAUCUCCGGUAACAACUUCUCCGGUGUAGUUCCCGCCGAAAUCUGUGCUCUCGGAAUCCUCAGAACCGUCGAUAUUAGCCGCAAUCGUUUCUCAGGAUCUCUUCCAUCUUGCAUUAACCGAUUGAAGAAUCUAGAAAGAGUGGAGAUGCAGGAGAACAUGCUCGACGGAGAGAUUCCGAGUGCAGUGAGUUCGUGCAAAAAGUUAACCGAGUUGAAUCUCUCGAAUAACCGUUUCCGCGGUUUAAUACCACCGGGACUCGGUGACUUACCGGUUUUAAACUAUCUGGAUCUCUCCAACAACCAACUCACCGGUGAGAUUCCGCCGGAGCUCUUGAAGCUAAAGCUAGACCAAUUCAACGUUUCCGAUAACAAACUGUCCGGCAAGAUACCUCUUGGGUUUCAGCAACAGAUUUUUCUACCGAGUUUUUUGGGUAACCCGAAUCUUUGUGGCCCGAAUUGGGAUUCGAUUCGACCUUGCCGAUCCAAACCCGAAACCCGGUACAUCCUCCUGAUCUCUGCCAUCUGCAUCGUUGCAUUACUCGGAGCUUUGGUUGGGAUCUUCAUCAAAACUAAACCGUUAUUCCGGAGAAAACCGAACCAGGCCAACAAAGUAACCAUUUUCCAGCGGAUCGGGUUCACUGAGGCGGACAUAUACCCGCAAUUAACCAAAGAUAACAUCAUCGGAUCGGGCGGGUCGGGUUUGGUUUACAGAGUAAAACUCAAAUCAGGUGAAACGCUUGCGGUGAAGGAACUCUGGAGAGGAUCGGGUCAAAAAUCGGAAUCUGAGUCCGUUUUCAGAUCCGAAGUAGAGACUCUGGGUCGGGUUAGACAUGGAAACAUCGUGAAACUUCUCAUGUGCUGCAACGGCGAGAAGUUUCGGUUUUUAGUGUACGAGUUCAUGGAAAACGGCAGCUUGGGUGACGUUUUGCAUUCAGAGAAAGAACAUCGCGCCGUUUCACCACUUGACUGGAGGACACGGUUUUCGAUCGCGGUUGGUGCUGCUCAAGGACUUGCUUAUCUUCACCAUGACUUGGUUCCGCCGAUUAUUCACCGUGACGUCAAAAGCAAUAAUAUACUGUUGGAUCAUGAGAUGAAGCCACGUGUUGCUGAUUUCGGUUUAGCUAAACCGUUGAAAAGAGAUGUCAAUGAUGGUGUCUCCGACAACAUUCCGAUGUCUUGUGUUGCUGGAUCCUACGGCUACAUUGCUCCAGAAUAUGGUUAUUCAUCGAGGGUGAAUGAGAAGAGCGACGUGUAUAGUUUCGGGGUAGUGUUACUCGAGUUGAUAAUCGGAAAAAGACCAAAUGAUUCGUGUUUUGGGGAGAAUAAGGACAUUGUUAAGUUUGCAAUGGAAGCAACUUUAUGUUACUCUUCUUCAUCACCCGAAGAAGCCGGGAAUCGAGGUUCACCAGGAAACUUCAAAGAUCUUAGCAAGCUUGUGGAUCCGAAGAUGAAACUUUCGACGAAAGAUUAUGAAGAGAUAGAGAAAGUUCUUGACGCUGCGUUGCUUUGUACAUCGUCGUUUCCUAUUAACAGGCCGACCAUGAGGAAAGUUGUAGAGUUGCUCAAAGAGAAGUAA